Rosa chinensis is the source of this 880-nucleotide messenger RNA. RefSeq lists its product as uncharacterized. The record is from RefSeq and is a predicted model, not a curated record. NCBI's taxonomy places the organism in Eukaryota, Viridiplantae, Streptophyta, Magnoliopsida, Rosales, Rosaceae. The coding region runs from base 287 to 724 and encodes 145 amino acids. The transcript has a single exon.
GCUAUACAAAAGUUAACUGUGGAUUCGAACAUUGGGCUUGACACUGGCCCAAUAUCUAAGGGCACUUUCUUUUCGAAACUUGGAUAGUGACAUAACGAACAAAUUCUCUGUGAAAAUUUGUAGCUUUAUUCCCGGCCUUCUUGUUCUUCCAUCUUCUUCUUCUUCUUCUCACCUCGAUCCAAGCCUCCAAAAGCAAAACAAAAAGGCAAAUUCCUCUCUCUGUUUUCGUUUUCAGAAUAAGUUCCUCGCACUUGACCUAUUACAAUCUUUCUGUGGAAUCACUACCAUGAAGAAGGUCCAUCCCUCCCUAAGCAAGCGGAGCACCUCGUACAACGUCGUAUCAUCUUCGGCGCCGAAGAAGCUCCGGAGACUCCCUCACGUGUUCGCCAAGGUUCUCGAGCUUCCUUUCCAGUCCAGCGCCGACGUUUCCGUCCAAGAAACCUCCGACUCUUUCCGGUUCUCCGUGCCCGUGACAGCCGGUCAUCAAGUAUACCACGACGAGGUUGUCAGGGCCAACGCGAUAGAGAUCUAUCCGGGGGUGACCAAGAUUGUGAUACAAAAGAUGAAUGGUGGUGACUUUUCGCCGGAGGUGAACGACGUCGGGGGUCAUUUCGAUAAGUGGAGGUUUCGUCUCCCGCCUUCGAUGAGACCGGAGUUGGCUAAUGCGACGUACGCUGGUCAAGAACUGGUUGUCACUAUUCCAAAGAACCAUGCAUGUUCAUGAUCACGGUGAUCGUAGCACGCGAGAGGAACAAGAACAAGAUGAAAAUGUUAGGGUAAUUGUUAUACAGUGAUGUUUUCGAUCUAGCUACCAUAAAAUCCUGUCAAUCAAUUUGGAAGUACGUACGUACCGUGUUAAUUGACUGACAAAUUGAUGUUA